Messenger RNA from Arabidopsis lyrata subsp. lyrata, 1894 nucleotides. RefSeq names its product transcription repressor OFP4. Gene Ontology annotation, molecular function: DNA binding. Gene Ontology annotation, biological process: negative regulation of DNA-templated transcription. The transcript has a single exon. NCBI's taxonomy places the organism in Eukaryota, Viridiplantae, Streptophyta, Magnoliopsida, Brassicales, Brassicaceae. The coding region runs from base 14 to 934 and encodes 306 amino acids. The record is from RefSeq and is a predicted model, not a curated record.
UUUUGAAACAGAGAUGAGGAAUUAUAAGUUCAGAUUGUCAGCUAUGAUCCCAAGUCGCUGGUUCCACAAGCUCAAAAACAUGACCAGGCCUAGAAAUAAACAUCCUCUUCCUUCUUACUCCUUAAACACUACCAAGAAGAGAAAACCUUCCUCUGAGUCAAAGUCUCUUCCUCACUCUUCAACCUCUUACUUCUCCAAUAGGUCACACACUUCCUUUGAAUCUAAGAUCCUUCAAAUUUCACCAAGAAACUCUCCUCACAAGAUACAGAGCAAAAGAAAGACUGUUUACAAGCCUUCUCCUCCUUCCACUUCUUCUGUGUCUGCAGGUUUUAACAAAAAGAAGAUCAAAUUUCAUCGAAACCAAGAUUCUUUCUCUGAAGAUGAUGUCAUCAUCGACAUGAAUAACAGAGAUUUCAAGAAGAAAAUGUUCAAAGAGAUCAAUAAGUUUGAUUCAACGGAGAAAGCAUGUCCUGCAAGUAACCGAACCAAGGAAACACUUAUAACUCAUCAUCUAUCUGUGAAGGUCAAUAAAGAGAAAGAAGAUGAAGAAGAGGAAGAUGCAUGUAGAAUCCAGAAGAAACAUCAGAAAACAUUAGUUUCCGGUGGAAGAAGAUCAUCAGAUAAAUCUACAAGGAUAAAACUCAGAGUGAGUUCUCCUAGAAUUCAAGUCUCACCUCGUAGAAGCAAAUCGAGAUCACAGAACAAACAAGUUCUUGACAGUUUUGCAGUAAUCAAGAGUUCUCUUGAUCCAAAGAAGGAUUUCAGAGAAUCAAUGGUGGAGAUGAUAGCAGAGAGCAACAUCAGAACCUCUAAAGACAUGGAGGAUCUUCUAGCAUGUUACCUUACCUUGAAUGCCAAGGAGUAUCAUAAUCUUAUCAUCAAGGUUUUCGUUCAAGUCUGGCUUGAAGUUAUAAACUAUGAUCAAAAGCUUUAAAUCUCUGGUAAAUUGUACUUCUUUUAAAGAGUUUGAUGUAGCUGUGGAGAUUUUCUUUGCAAGACCAGUUUUGUGUUUUGUCUGUCUAACGUGAUAAAGACAGAUGGAGCACUCGCUUUGUUUUGUAUUUGGUUAUGAUUUGUGGAGAUAAUAAAACAUACUUAUUCAGCAAUUGAGCAUUAUAAAAACCAUACUUUUCUGGCGUGAGAUAUCCAAAUCAUAGCUACAAAACCCUAAACAUUUAUGUGAUAUAUUUCGAAACAAUAUAGAAAAUAUUUAUACAAGUUCGAAGAGUUUUCUAUUCUAGUUUCAUGUAGUGAUAAUCAGAAGAAGUCUUUUAAUUUUGAUGUAGGUAAAUGAUGCGUUUCUUCAUUUUCAGUUAAGCGAUUAACAAUAGCUUGAGGAUCGAAAUAAAUCAAAGGCUCAGCAAUAAUUGUAGAUUUGUAGUAAGAUUAAACUUUGGAUUAGGAUUUGAUCGAGUUUAGUCAUAGUAACGACUUAGGUUACAAGAGCGAAAAGGUCAAAUCACACAAUAGCCCAAGAAAAGAAAAAAAGAGUCAACAAAAGGCCAAAAGUGUAGUGACAAGAAGCCACACGGAGACAAGUCAGAAACCCAUCAAGUACGGAGUAGAAAUGGGUUCCAGUCCUAAUGAAUAAUGAAGCAGGAAACAUGAAAAUGGAGCCUGAAGAACAUAAAUCGCUAGAGAGAGAAAGAAACACUGACACAGAAGAGUAUAUGAUUAAAGAGGAAAAGCAGAGAGAGAGUUUUAAGAACCUAAAGACUCUUUGUUGUUGUGAUGAAGAAGAAGAUGAGGACCACUGUUUUGCUGCUGUUUCCCAAUGCCCAUCUCCUUACCUCUACCAUCCAUUUAUACUGUUAGUACUUAGUACGGUAUGGACAGACAUUUCUUGGGAAUUGAUCAGCCACUAUUCCGUACCAAUUCACCCUAAUUUCAUUAA